GUGGAGGAAACGAUCCAUCAUUGACCCUUUGAUUGAUGAACCCUUUGGAAGGGCUUGGACGUGGUAGGUGAAGAAACAAAGAGAUGGGAUUGUUCGUUCUUGCCUUUCGUCCUUUUCCCGUCUUUCUUCCUCGUCCUGCCCGUCUUCCCUUUUAGCUUGCGAGUAGAUGUGGCUAGCGAGUAGAUGAGAAGAUUGAUAUUAGAGAUUGCCCUCGAUUCAAUUUUGGUGUCCUCGCACAAAUGAAUUGGAAAAUCGUCCAUGUAAGAUUAUACAGCAAGAACAAAGUUGGAACAUAUAGUUAAAUCAAUUCAAUUGGUCCUAUCAUUGUUAUCAUCCUAAAACAGCAUUCAUUCAUUCAUCCAACCAUCAACCCAUCUACCCAUCUACCCAUCCACCCAUCCACCCGUUCCUUCCUUCCUUGUUGGAGAGGUAAUAAAACUCCCCCAUCCACUGCCACCCACUGCCAUCCACUGCCAUCCUCUCGCCUCCCCCACCUUGGACCCCAAAUUUUCCGUGCUGUGCCUCUUCCCGCAAGACCCAUCAUAAACUUGAGAAAGCCAAAGGCCAAAAGCUAACCUCACUUCCUUGCCGGCGGUUAGGAAGAUCAUAUCGUACGAAAGAAGCAAACAAACACUUUGCCAACCCUCCUACUUAUAUUCAUUCUCUGACUUACAAUCGAUUGAUACACAUUCAUUUCAAAUAGAAAAGCGUCUUGUUUCUUCCGCCUCAACCAAUUUGGACAUAUCUCAUCAAUACCACCAAAAAGUUACGCGUCUACACAUCCGAAUCGGAAACCAUGGCAGACCUGCAAGGAAGAAAGGUCUUCAAGGUCUUCAACCAAGACUUUAUCGUCGACGAGAGAUACACAGUCACCAAGGAGCUUGGUCAAGGAGCUUACGGUAUUGUUUGUGCUGCUACGAAUUCUCAAACACAGGAAGGUGUCGCAAUUAAGAAAGUUACAAAUGUCUUCAGCAAGAAGAUUUUGGCAAAGCGUGCGCUGCGUGAGAUAAAGUUGCUACAACAUUUCAGAGGUCAUCGUAACAUUACCUGCCUUUAUGAUAUGGAUAUUCCUCGACCAGAUAACUUUAAUGAAACAUAUCUCUAUGAAGAGCUCAUGGAGUGUGAUCUCGCUGCUAUCGUACGAUCCGGUCAACCCCUCACUGAUGCACAUUUCCAAUCUUUCAUUUACCAAAUCCUUUGCGGUCUAAAAUAUAUUCAUUCCGCGAAUGUUCUCCAUCGUGAUUUGAAGCCCGGUAAUUUGCUGGUCAAUGCCGACUGCGAGUUGAAGAUCUGUGAUUUCGGUCUUGCUAGAGGUUUCUCUGUCGACCCCGAAGAGAAUGCAGGAUACAUGACCGAAUACGUUGCUACAAGAUGGUAUCGUGCCCCUGAAAUUAUGUUGAGCUUCCAGAGCUAUACAAAAGCUAUCGACGUAUGGUCAGUAGGAUGUAUUCUCGCAGAAUUGCUAGGCGGUCGUCCUUUCUUCAAAGGUAGAGAUUAUGUUGAUCAACUCAACCAAAUUUUACAUAUCCUUGGUACACCAAAUGAAGAAACCCUUUCAAGAAUUGGAUCGCCACGAGCACAGGAAUAUGUUCGAAACCUCCCAUAUAUGGCGAAGCGACCUUUCCCAACUUUAUUCCCCAACGCCAACCCCGACGCCCUUGACCUUCUUGAUCAUAUGUUAGCCUUUGAUCCAUCUUCCCGUAUCGAUGUCGAAACUGCCCUCGAACACCCAUACCUUCACAUUUGGCACGACGCCUCUGAUGAGCCUGGAUGCCCAACAACAUUUAACUUCGAUUUUGAAGUUGUGGAAGAUGUAGGCGAGAUCAGAAAGUUGAUUUUGGAAGAGGUUCACAGAUUCAGACAACAUGUCCGUGUUCAACCUGGUCAACAAGGCCAGAGCAACGGCCCUCAAGUACCUAUACCACAAGAACAAGCAAGCUGGCGUGCCGAGGAUCCAAGGCCACAAGAAGCUUAUGGACAAGGGCCAAAUGAUCUUGAACAAGAUUUACAAGGUGGUUUGGAUGCUAUGCGAUCGUAGAAGAUAUGGUUCUUAGGAGGUUUGAUUUUUAGGGGAGUGAGGGGUUUAACUUCAAACUUGAAUAAAGAAGAAAAUAUUGAUUGGGUUGGAUUUUAAGCGUUCGAUGCGAGAUUCUCGAAAGCAAGCAUGAAACAAUUUCUUGGCGCAGUAAAUUUUAUCUCUUUCUCUGUCUCUAAAGACUCAACCUGACUACUGGAGAAAUGGAAGAGUCUAGUUUAAUAAAUUACGGGGAAGGCCCCAUAGCUAUAGCGGGUAUUGUCAUUCUUUUUGUUCCAUCGUGUCACUCUCUUAGCGAUUUUUUUGGUGUUCUAUAUCUCCUGCAUCUGGUUAUACGGUGAGAUGAUCAAAUGAUGAUAGUAGUAGUCGUAGUGGAAGAGAAUGAAUAGAUUAAAUUCGACGUUUGAUACA
This is a messenger RNA of Botrytis cinerea B05.10, 2446 nucleotides long. RefSeq names its product Bmp3 (gene Bmp3). Gene Ontology annotation, cellular component: nucleus; cytoplasm. Bases 797 to 2038 code for a protein of 413 amino acids. Gene Ontology annotation, molecular function: MAP kinase activity; ATP binding. The record is from RefSeq and is a predicted model, not a curated record. Gene Ontology annotation, biological process: protein phosphorylation; intracellular signal transduction. The transcript is spliced from 5 exons. NCBI's taxonomy places the organism in Eukaryota, Fungi, Ascomycota, Leotiomycetes, Helotiales, Sclerotiniaceae.